ACAUCCGGGAAAGAAACCUCGACUCUCAGACUGUCUGAACGUGGAAUAACUUGUUUACUCAUCAGGAUUCCCGAACAGUAAAUCUACGAAAAGAUGACGACUUCUCCUCUUCCUGUCUUAGAUAGCAGAGAUCCCCGUCUGAAACUCAAUGUGGAAAACAGAAUCAGAAACAUUUUUGUAACCCAGUCGGCGGACACCAGGUAGGCCCAGGAGAAAGAUGUCAACUACAUACCUGUUGUAACAGAGACUUCAAGCAGAGUCCUUGAAGCCGGCGUGAACACUUUGCAAAAGACUCUGGUUCUGAAGAAACAGGCUGAGUUGGACGAGGUGGACAAGAAACUUGCACUCAAACGGAAAGAGUUUAAGAGCUGUGCGGAGGCUCUGGCGCAGAGAAAGUCUGAACUGGAGAUAAAACAACAGCAGACUAAAGAGAGGGCAAUGAAAUUUGAAAAGUUUGUGGCUGAAAAUGAAAUGAAGCGACGUAGAGCGCUGAAGAAGUAUGAAGCAGGACGGGAGCAGAGCAUUUUGAAGCAGAGAGAGAUAGAAGAUCUGACAGAACAGCUGAAACAACUUCGGGCUAGACAACAAGUUUUAAAAGAGAGAGUGACAAAGUACAAAAUCUACGAAGACUACCUGACGAAAACACUAGAUUAUCUCCCCAGCACUUACCUUGGUAAUGGGUCUGAAUCUUUGGUUAUGCCCAUCAUUCGACGUCACGAGACCCUGUCCAUCACCAACCAGGAGCUGCUGCGACGUUUGGGGCGCCUGGAGGAGGAGGUGGAGGAGGGCCAACGACAACUGCAAACCAUGAAGCAGGAGCACAGCAUAAAGAAAUUGAUGGUCAACAAAGAACUGUCUGAACUCCAGAGUGAGUUAGAAACCCUCAAAGAGAAGAACAAGCAAGCAGAGGCAAACCUGCUGAUGGAGCAAGGCCUGUCCAGAAAGAAGGUUGAGGAAGUGGGAAGCUUGCUGAUGGCCAUCAACAACCUUGCGGAGCAGUGUUAUAUACCAGCAUAUGGACCUUUGGAAAAUAUGAACGUAUUGAUGAUGAUGGACAUGGUGAAGGAGUACAUUCUGGACAAGGCAGACACGGAAAGGAGAGCGAGGAGACUGAUGGAGUCUGGGUCUGCUAUGACAAGCAGAACAGCCCUGACAGACAAAAGAGACAAGGGAUCAAUGAAAAGCAUUGGCAGUAAAACACAAAUCAAAAGUUCAAGUAAAGUCAGUAGAAAGAGUGAGACAGUGGAUUUAUGCAGAACUUCUACAACUUCUCAUGGUGCUAUUGCUGACAGCAAUCUACAUUUGUUGAGUAUGAAAGUUCAUUUCUGACAAUGGAAACAGCAGCUUGACAAAAAGAAAACAGAAACUUUUCAACAUGAGAUGAUGAAGACUGAGAUGCAGUUAAAAACUCUGGAGAAAGAAAACCCUAAUGAACUUUGUGUUAACAAUUAAGAGAGGUUUGACUCUUUGAUUUCUGAGUUUGUGUAACAGAGUUUCAGUGUUUGAAACUCUUGAUGCAAAAUGCUGUGCACAUGUUUCACACUUAAAUUUUCAUAUAGAAUUUGGAGUCAAGGCGGGUGAUCAUGAGUAUUCCAGCAUCGUCACUUUAGAAAUGAUAAAUGCAUCUCUGGAAUGUAAUUGUUGCAUUUUAAAAUUUAAUGUUUGCAAUCAAAUGAUGCCAUCAGACAGGAAGUAAUACUCACCAAAACUGCAGUGGUAUGUAUGGCGUUUUCUCAGAUUUAGAUUACACAAACUGCAAUGAGAAAAGAUUUGCAAUUUACAAGGAAGUGUUUUGUAAAGAUUCUUUGCUGCCUUUGCCUGAUCCAUGUUGUCAGACAAUCCUGUACAUACAGGUUUUCUAACA
Toxotes jaculatrix (banded archerfish) is the source of this 1864-nucleotide messenger RNA. It is a transcript of the gene ccdc197, whose product is annotated as coiled-coil domain-containing protein 42 homolog. Lineage: Eukaryota; Metazoa; Chordata; Actinopteri; Toxotidae. The transcript has 9 exons. The record is from RefSeq and is a predicted model, not a curated record.